AUGUUUCGUUCACGACUAAUAUUUUUUGUACUAAAAUUAAUUUUAUUAAAUUCAGUCUACAGCAAUAAGGUAUGCGAUUAUAAGGACGUAAAAUGCCAAACAAUUGGUGCAAACAAGACUUUUAAGAAUGUCAUACUGGGAGUCACAGGCGUAAUAGAACCAAGCGAUCCAAUAUAUUUACCGGACUGUGAGGGCGAAAUGAUUACUGAAAAAGUUUUAAAGUAUAAAAUAAGGAAUGGCACGCUGUCAGGAAUGAGCAGUUGUCGGUUUACAUAUCACAAAUUGAAUGGCGAAGACUCAACAUACAGAUCUGUACUUUUGUGCGAUCAAUUGGUUUUAAGUCAUUAUUUUGAAGCUAAAGGAUAUAUCGGUCCCGUAGAAAUUGAUGGACAAGGUUAUCUCGAUCUUACGUUAAAUGAUUACGUGAUCAAAUUUAGUGGUAAAUUCGAGGAAUUCACUUCCGAAAUUGAUAAACAGCUACACUAUCAUAUUAAGACUUGUCAUUAUGGAUUUGAACCCAGAGGUGAAGUGGAAGUUGAUAUCAAAUCUCCUCUGCACAGUGACAAAACUAAAUCUGAUUUGGCUAAGGCCUAUUUGAAAGAACAUCCGAGUAAAUUAGAAGAAGGGGCUCAUUCACCAGUCUUAGAAAACUACAUGAAAAUAUUCAUUAAGAAUCUAGACACCUAUUUAGGAGCUGUACCUGCCGACGUAGUGCUGCCUGCUGCCAAGAAAAAUAUUUGA
Molecule: messenger RNA, 741 nt
Organism: Arctia plantaginis
Lineage: Eukaryota; Metazoa; Arthropoda; Insecta; Lepidoptera; Erebidae
Source: the annotation of a GenBank genome assembly